This is a messenger RNA of Solanum dulcamara, 1468 nucleotides long. RefSeq lists its product as uncharacterized. The transcript is spliced from 5 exons. Bases 113 to 1138 code for a protein of 341 amino acids. The record is from RefSeq and is a predicted model, not a curated record. Lineage: Eukaryota; Viridiplantae; Streptophyta; Magnoliopsida; Solanales; Solanaceae.
AAAUCCCAACGAUCAACAUCUCUCUUUUCCCUUUUUCCGAUUCAUGCGCCUCCGUUUACAACCAUAACAAAUCAUAAAGUUUCCGUCACCUUAUGAAUCCUAUGCUAUUAAUAUGGGCGGUGUGGCGUCAUCCAUCGCCGCUAAAUUCGCUUUUUUCCCACCGAACCCUCCGUCGUACACGGUUGUUUCCGACAAGUCAUGUGGCGGUAAGUUAUGCAUACCUGAGGUACCCAGGAGAGAAAACGUCGACGUUUUGAAGCUUCGGACUCACCGGGGAAACGAAAUCGUCGCCGUAUACGUGAAGCACCCAAAGGCAUCCGCCUCUAUGCUUUACUCUCAUGGAAAUGCUGCUGAUUUGGGGAAAAUGUUCGAACACUUCGUUGAGUUAAGCCUCCGUCUUCGGGUCAAUCUCAUGGGGUAUGAUUACUCUGGAUAUGGACAGUCGACAGGAAAGCCAUCUGAGUGUAAUACGUACGCGGACAUUGAUGCAGUAUAUAAAUGCCUAAAGGAGCAAUACAGGGUCAAAGAUGAACAGCUAAUACUGUAUGGUCAAUCUGUUGGCAGUGGUCCAACCAUUGAUCUUGCAUCAUGCACUCCCAAUUUAAGAGCUGUUGUUUUACAUGGUCCAAUAUUGUCUGGUCUAAGAGUGUUGUAUCCUUUCAAACACACACAUUGGUUUGACAUUUAUAAGAAUGUCGAAAAAAUAAGUACUGUGAAUUGUCCUGUUCUAGUCAUCCAUGGAACAGCGGAUGAAGUUGUUGAUUGCUUCCAUGGAAAACAACUCUAUGAUCUAAGCAAGGAGAAGUAUGAACCAUUGUGGAUAAAUGGAGGCGGGCAUUGCAAUCUUGAACUUUACCCGGUGUACAUCAGACAUCUAAAAAAGUUUGUUCUUGGUCUUGGCAAAUCAACGCCUGCUACAAAUGGUUCUCAUAAAACGUCUUUAGUCUCUGACACCCAGAAACAGGCUGAAAGUGGCGCCUCAAACACACUCGAUCUGCAUUCUGACCUUCCUGAAAUUUCCAGAAAUAGUUUGGAUAGCCGACUUGAUAAGUCAAAGAAGUCGAACAAACCUGAGAAGUCUCGGAUGAGCACAGGUUGUGUUGACAGGUUUAGGAGACGAAAGGGAUUGGUGUGGUAAUAGCUUUUGUAUAGGGGUAAUCCUGUUAAUUGAUAAAAUAUUGGAUUGAGAUGACCCUAGAUGGAGCGACAUGGACAAUAAAGAUUCUUAUAGUGGACUCCAACUUACUGGGAUUGAGGCAUUGUUCUUGUUGAUGUCACCAUGCUAGAAGGAACGUAAUGCUCUAACAGAUGAGCUCCUGCACCAAAUGUUAUGUUGAGUGUGAUUAUAAUUGCAUUAUCUGUAUCAUUUAGAGGUGAAGUUGUGAUUUCUGCAUCCUUUUUUACCCUGUAUAUAAUCUCAAAUGUUCAACUGUCAUUUUGAUAUAGAAAGCUUAUAAGUUUUGGGUGU